Messenger RNA from Sinocyclocheilus anshuiensis, 3075 nucleotides. RefSeq names its product 1-phosphatidylinositol 4,5-bisphosphate phosphodiesterase delta-3-A. The transcript is spliced from 15 exons. Gene Ontology annotation, molecular function: calcium ion binding; phosphatidylinositol-4,5-bisphosphate phospholipase C activity. Bases 363 to 2723 code for a protein of 786 amino acids. Gene Ontology annotation, biological process: intracellular signal transduction; lipid metabolic process. NCBI's taxonomy places the organism in Eukaryota, Metazoa, Chordata, Actinopteri, Cypriniformes, Cyprinidae. Gene Ontology annotation, cellular component: plasma membrane. The record is from RefSeq and is a predicted model, not a curated record.
AGGCAGACAAGUUAAUAGACUAAAAAUAAAAGUAACAAACCAAUUACACAAUCAACUUCUCAGAUAGUUUGCAAUGAAGCAGAGGCUGUAACAGUAAGUGUGUCAUGCAGUGUGAGUGAAUGACUCGUGUUCAUCAGCGGAAUAUUACCGCUCCUCGCCGGACUCGAGUUAAGCGCUGCGUUUUUAGACGCGUCAAGUGUUAUAACGACAGCCGUCCCAGCAACAGCAGCAGCGCCGCGAUUCACAUGCACUGACCCAGACAUUUAAACGCGUUCUUCUGGAUAGUUUGUGUCUAUUGAUUAUUCACAUUUACCUCAAGACGGUUCUAAGAAGUUCUGCCUGGAGCCGAAGGGAAAGUCAACAUGCUGGGGAGGAAGAAGAAACCAGAUACAGUUCAGACUGAACCCAAAGCGCACGAGUCAAAAACCCACGAUCCGCUUCGGAGGCUUGGUGUGCUGGACGAUGAAGAUGUGCAGCUGAUGCUGCAGGGGUCAAAGAUGAUGAAGGUUCGAUCUCAGCGUUGGCGGAAAGACAGGAGCCUGAAGCUUCUGGAGGACUGUGUGACGGUGUGGUGUGAGUCCAGCAAAGCCUCCCGCAAAGGCAAAAGCCAGCAGACCUUCUGUGUGACGGAGGUGGAGUGUGUGCGGGAGGGCUGUCAGUCGGAGUGUCUGCGACGAAUGGCAGGUCUGGUUCCAGAGACCCACUGCUUCACUGUGGUCUUCCGCGGAGGAAGGAAAAGCCUGGAUCUGUGCUGCUCUACACAGGACGAAGCAGAGCGCUGGGUUCGAGGCCUCCGCACACUCAAAGACCGUGUUUCCAACAUGAGCCAGAAAGAAAAGCUGGACCAUUGGAUUCGAGGCUAUCUGAGACGUGCAGAUCAGAACCAGGAUGGGAAGAUGAGCUACGAGGAGGUGAAACAUCUACUACAGCUGAUCAACAUUGACCUGAAUGAACAGUAUGCACGCACACUCUUUAAGAAGUGUGAUCGCUCGUGUGAUGGCCGGCUGGAUCACGUGGAGAUAGAGGAGUUCUGCCGUGAGCUGAUGCGCAGGCCGGAGCUGGACGCAGUGUUCAGGCAUUAUUCUGGUAACGGGUGUGUGCUCACCACCUUGGAGCUGAGGGAUUUCCUCGGGGAUCAGGGCGAAGACGCAUCACUGGCCCAUGCAAAGACUCUCAUCCACACCUAUGAGCUCAACGACUGGGCCCGGAAGAAUCUGUUCAUGACCCAGAAUGGUUUCACCAUGCACAUGCUCUCGAAAGAGAAUGAUGUGUUUAACCCGGAUCACGCUCACGUGUAUCAGGACAUGAGCCGACCGCUGGCGCACUACUACAUCUCUUCUUCUCAUAAUACAUACCUCACCAAAGACCAGGUGACCAGCGCCAGCAGCACCGAGCCUUAUAUCAGAGCUCUGCAUCAGGGCUGUCGCUGUGUUGAGCUGGACUGCUGGGAUGGUGAUAAAGGAGAGCCCAUGAUCUACCACGGACACACGCUCACCUCCAAAGUGCUCUUUAAAGAAGUCAUUGAGACCAUCGCUCAGUACGCCUUCAAGACAUCUCCGUAUCCUCUGAUCUUGUCCCUGGAGAAUCACUGCUCGGUGGAGCAGCAGGCGGUCAUGGCGCAGCAUCUUCGCUCUAUUCUGGGAAAGAAGCUCCUGAGAAAGCCACUCAAUGACCUGCCCCUCAAAGACCUACCCUCACCUGAGGAGUUGAUGGGGCGGAUCCUGCUAAAGGGGAAGAAGUUAGGUGGUCUGCUGGGGAAGACUGAAAGCUGGACUAGCUUCUCUUGUAGCUCAGAUGAAGAGUCUACUGCUGGAGGGGGCGGGGACAAAAAGGAAUCUAAAAAAGAUCCUGGGAGGGCUGUGAGCACUAAACUGAGUCCAGAGUUGUCAGAUCUGGUGGUGUACUGUCAGAGUGUGCCCUUCAGUGGUUUCAAGACAGCCAGCCAGAGACCUCCUAGCAUGAUGUCCUCUUUCUCUGAGAAUGAGGCGCUCAAACUCAUCAAAGACUCAGGGAAGCUGUUUGUUCGACACAACAGUCGGCAGCUGAGCAGGGUUUACCCAUCAGGCCAGAGGUUACAGUCCUCCAACUACGACCCCCAGGACAUGUGGAACGGAGGCUGCCAGAUGGUGGCUCUGAACUUCCAGACCCCAGGAGAGCAGAUGGACCUGAACCAGGGCCGCUUUCUGCCCAACGGCCGCUGCGGAUAUGUGCUCAACCCUGACUUCCUGUGUCACCCGAAGUCCAAUUUUGACCCUGAGAACACAGGUGGAGGACCAGGACAUAUACCCACACAGCUUACCAUACGGGUGAUCUCGGCCCAGCAACUUCCUAAAAUAAACACAGACAAUCUCAACUCCAUUGUGGACCCACAGGUCUGGGUGGAGAUCCAUGGAGUUUCCAUCGAUAAGGCUCGUGCUAAAACCCAGCGCAUUGACAACAAUGGUUUCAACCCUCGUUGGGACUGUACUGUGAGCUUUCAGCUGCAGGUGCCUGAACUGGCCUUGGUGCGUUUUAUGGUGGAAGAUCACGACUACAAAUCCAAAAAUGAUUUCAUUGGCCAGUUCACCCUCCCUUUCACCAGCCUUCGAACAGGUUAUCGUCAUGUUCACCUGCUAAAAGUUGACGGCUCUAGUCUUUCUCCUGCCACCCUCUUCAUCCAUGUCAAGGUGGUACGGCGAGGAGUUCCUAUUAAAACCGUCUCUGAGCGCAUAGGCAAGGCCUGAGGCUUCUGUCGUGAUUCCUGGAAAUGUUUAUUUCUGGAAGUACCUUACUGAAGGAGAAGCCCCUGAGCCGGGCUCUCGAGGUGCUGGGACUCUUCAGAAUGAGACCACAUGAAAAAGCAUGUGACAUUGGACUUACAAGCACCACAAUCUGCAGAAAGUCAGUGUAGACGUGUGAUUCAAAGUGCAUUUUGCUUUUUUAUUGUUCAUUUGUGGUGUUGUCUGCACAGCAGAACGUCUAACCGUGUCAUAGAAGUGUUAUAGUGGAAGCUAAAUAUGCUAUGAAGUCAGUAUUGUUUGAAGUUACAAGUCAGUGUUGUUUAUAGAGUCUGUUUCCACUGAGACCGAUUUCUAU